Molecule: messenger RNA, 2235 nt
Organism: Oryza brachyantha (malo sina)
Lineage: Eukaryota; Viridiplantae; Streptophyta; Magnoliopsida; Poales; Poaceae
Product: protein FAR1-RELATED SEQUENCE 5-like
Exons: 3
Coding region: 1-2235 (744 amino acids)
Biological process (GO): regulation of DNA-templated transcription
Source: RefSeq, a predicted model, not a curated record
AUGGAGUCCUCUUCCGCGACGCCAUGGACUCCUACACAAGGAAAGGACGUACUGCCCCACAAGGGUGACAUGGAUGAUUUGAUCAACUCCGUCGCCGUUGAUUCUGCCUACGGUGAGGCCGCCGCCAUGGAUCAUGCCGUCAUCACCGUUGAUGCCAUCGACGCCGGAGUUGUAGCCCACCUUGAACAACCAAGUACACCACAGCCAACAUCUUCUCCGAGUAUAGCAAAAAGUUGCAAAGAACAUUUGAAGCCUAUGGUUGGAAUGAUAUUUGAUACACUUACAGAUGUGGAGAAAUUUUACAAAUCGUAUGCACAUGAAGCUGGUUUCUCUGUUCGUGUUGGUCAGCACAAGAAGCAAAAUGAGGAAAUAUUAUUCAAGCGGUAUUACUGUUCAAGGGAAGGGUACAGAAAGGAGAGCAUGAAAGAUGUUACUGAUGAAUCUGGAAAAACAAAAAGAAAGACACCAAAUGUGAUGGAAACCAGAUGUGGCUGUGAAGCACAUAUUGUUGUCAAGCUUGGCAGUGACAAGAAGUAUCGAAUAUCUUCAAUUGUUGAGGAGCACAGCCAUGGUUUUGUGUCGCCAGAUAAGAGGCACUUGCUAAGAUCCAGCCGUGCUGUUAGUGAGAGGGCAAAGAGUACUUUGUUCAGUUGUCAUAAGGCUAGCAUUGGCACGUCCCAGGCAUUUCGACUUCUCCAAGUCAGUGACAGUGGAUUUCAUAAUGUUGGGUGCACACUGAGGGAUUUGCAGAACUAUUACCGUGACCUGAGGAGCAAAAUAAAGGAUGCUGAUGCACAAAUGUUUGUAGGACAACUUGAGCGAAAGAAGGAAGUAAAUCCUGCCUUCUUUUAUGAGUUUAUGGUGGAUAAACAAGGACGACUUGUUCGUGUCUUUUGGGCAGAUGCCAUAUGCAGGAAAAACUGUAGUGUUUUUGGUGAUGUGAUUUCGGUAGAUUCAACAUAUACCACUAACCAAUAUAAUAUGAAGUUUGUGCCAUUUACUGGAGUCAAUCAUCACUUGCAAAGUGUUUUCCUUGGGGCAGCAUUCUUGGCUGAUGAAAAGAUUGAGUCAUUUGUAUGGUUGUUUCAAACCUUUCUUAAGGCUACGGGGGGAGUAGCACCUCGUCUAAUCAUAACAGAUGAAGAUGCAAGCAUGAAGGCUGCUAUUGCUCAGAUUCUACCAAGUACAAUUCAUAGACUUUGCAUGUGGCAUAUCAUGGAAAAGGUACCUGAGAAGGUUGGGCCCUCCAUAAGACAGGAUGGUGAGUUCUGGGAUAGAUUACACAAGUGUGUUUGGGGCUCCGAGGAUUCAGAUGAUUUUGAGUCUCAAUGGAAUUCUAUCAUGGCAAAAUAUGGGCUCAUUGGAAAUGAAUGGUUUUCCACAAAGUUUGAUAUUCGGCAAUCAUGGAUUCCGGCAUACUUUAUGGACAUACCUCUAGCGGGAAUCCUUAGGACUACAUCACGAUCGGAAAGUGCAAAUUCUUUUUUUAACCGUUUCAUUCAUCGAAAAUUGACAUUUGUUGAGUUUUGGCUAAGGUUUGACAUAGCUUUGGAGUGCCAACGCCAAGAGGAGUUGAAAGCCGACAAUACAAGUCUUCACACCAAUCCAAAAUUGAUGACACCAUGGGCCAUGGAGAAGCAAUGUAGUGAUAUAUAUACACAUGAAGUUUUUAGUAAGUUUCAGGAACAACUCAUAGUUGCAAGAGACCAUUGCAUUAUUCAAGGAAUUUCAGAGUUUGAAGAUAUGAAAACUGUCACCAUCAGCAGCUUAUCUGGAAAAGAACGAGUGGUUCAGAUGAACAAGUCAAACAUAGAACUAUUUUUUGACGACGAAGGUAACCUUCUGGAUGAAAAGGCUAAAGAUCCUAUGGAGGUGGAAACGCGGAAAAAAAUUUCAGAUUCACGCAACAAGUUUGAAGAUCUUAUCCAAAUGGCCAAGAACUCUGAACAAGGGAUAAAGUUUUUAUACUCUAGUUUAUCCAACCUUGAAGAACCUCUCCAAAAGAUUAUUCCUGCUGCUACAGUUAAUAAACAGGAUAAGUUUGAAUCAUUCCUUGGCAGCAAAAUUCCAGAUGAAGUCAAGAUACAUCCACCAAAUGAUAUCAAGUCCAAAGGGCGAUGCAAAAGAAUUAAGAAGAGCAAGGAGAAGACGGCACCAAAAAAACGCAAGUGUGGAAAAUGCAAGCAAGUAGUGGAUCAUGAUGCACGGAAUUGCCCAAACAAUGUUGUUGGCUGA